Drosophila rhopaloa is the source of this 1909-nucleotide messenger RNA. It is a transcript of the gene mael, whose product is annotated as protein maelstrom. Gene Ontology annotation, cellular component: nucleus; P granule. NCBI's taxonomy places the organism in Eukaryota, Metazoa, Arthropoda, Insecta, Diptera, Drosophilidae. The coding region runs from base 345 to 1748 and encodes 467 amino acids. The record is from RefSeq and is a predicted model, not a curated record. The transcript is spliced from 5 exons. Gene Ontology annotation, biological process: negative regulation of DNA-templated transcription; piRNA processing; regulation of miRNA-mediated gene silencing. Gene Ontology annotation, molecular function: sequence-specific DNA binding.
UAAAGAAUCGAUAUUUUUGAGUACCCUUUUAGUGUUGCGCAACGGUGGAGGUCAUUGUACUCGCUUUAUUAGUUCAUUUUUCGCUGGCAUUAUUUUACAGCAGCUGUAAAUUUCAAACGUCUGCUAUUUUGAUAUUCUCAUGACACAGCUCCCGAAUUGUUUACAAUUCGCGCAAGACCUUCUCCAGGCGUCAUUCGAAAGGACCGAAAACUCACAUAUUUCUGCCCGUUCAUUGGUGCUCACCUAUCUUUCGCUGUCUCGCUCGCUCGCGCACACGUGCUCGACGUUUGCAACAGUAACCCUGUCCGAUUUCCCUCCCCUUCGACUUGCCACGCCCAGCUAAGAUGGCCCCUAAGAAGCAUAGUGGAUUCAUGAUGUUUGUGAACGAGUGGCGGAACCGUAACGCCGAGGGCCGCCGUAUGACGCUAGCGCAGGCUGUUGCGCACUGCGGCAGUAUUUGGGAGAAAAUGACGGUCCAGCAGCGGGGCCCUUACAACUCGGGCGCGAAGGACGCCGACGUCAUGGAACGCGGAAAGAGAGAGCGCCUCAACUGCCACGGUCAGGGAGUGUCCCAGGUGGACCAAGCCCAACGCGAGGCAGCUGAGAGUCUGAUGAACAUGAAGCGCAGCACCGAACGCAUCGUAAUAGACGCGAAGAAGUCCCAUGAUUUGGAGAACACCAAGUUCGUCUUUGCCGCCUUUAACUUUUUCACCAAGGCCCUGACCACCGACGUCUAUGUGCCCGCUGAGUUUGCGGCCUGCGAGUACUCACUCAAGGAGGGAAUCAAGUCCAUCUAUAGCACUCUGAUCGACCCCGGCCAUAUCAUUUUUGGGCAAGGCAGCGAUGCCUUGCACCACUCGUCGACCACUCACAACCUGCCGCUGCCGCCCAAUGCGCUUGGGGAGAAUAAUAUGGGCAAGUUGUACCGAAACAUUGUGGACUAUUUAACCAAGUGUCAGGGAGACCAGCUCGUCGUCUUCACCCCCGCGGAAAAUAUUUCCAUGGUCAAGUCGUGCUUUCAGUACUUGGCUUGUGAGGAUGAGAAUGACUGCAGAGACGGGGGCCAGAAGAUUCAGGUGUUCGACAUCCAGUACUUGCUAUUCAUAUUGAAGAAGGAGGUCUUGGAUAUCGCCGGAUUGCCUGACGAAAAUAUCAACAAAUACGUGACCGACGCCUUUUUUGGGAGGGACUUCUUUGAGUUUACGCCCGAGAUCGGAUGUCAGUAUCACGAGGAGAACGACCGCACCAAGUACUGUACUCAGAGUAUGGUGACUAGAUGGGCCUACACCUUCAGCGAUUUUAUGUGUGGCGAUUUGGCCAUCACUGUCAAACCCGGAAAGCACAUACCCCCUAAAACGAAACCAAACUACCGGAUCAUUCAGUCGGACACAUCCUCACUUGCGCAAGAGUCCUCUUUCGACUCUUUUUACUCGCUUCCAGGGUCGCGGGUUAAGAAUGAGACCCAGUCCCGUGAUACAUCGCCCACUGGCAGCAAAUAUUCCGUAGCAUCUAGCUCCUACGCUCCCGCUGACCACACCGCCUUUACCGCCGAUUUAAACGAAGUUCGUGAAUUUCCCAGUCUUGGCCGGCGCCAUCCCAGUGGACGCUGCACCGCGGCAGCCGGUGCAUCUGCUGAGAGCGAGAGAACCACAAGGGCUUGGAAUUUACCAAAGCACUCGCGCCCUCUUCAAAAGUUCACCGACAACGACUUCAGUGUUACCGGCGCUGGAAAAAAAAAUCAAAAAUAGGGUAUUGAAUCUAAUAACUUUAUGAAAUUGUUACUUGGUUUAAGUAUAAGCAGAUUUAAAGAAUUCUCUUAAUUUACGUACUUCAUAUGUUUAUAAAUAGUUUAAAAUUUAAUUUUUGAGGUAUUGAAAUAAAAUUAGCCCAAACUUUCCGCUUGUUUAAA